GAAAUGGAUGAUGGAAAGCCGGUGUGGGCGCCUCACCCUACGGAUGGGUUCCAGCUGGGCAGAAUCAUUGACAUCAGUGCCGAUAGUCUGACCAUCGAGCCUCUCAACCAGAGAGGGAAGAACUUUCAAGCUUCUGUCAAUCAAGUCUUCCCUGCUGAAGAUGAUGUCAGCAAACAUGUGGAGGACAACUGCUCAUUGAUGUACUUGAAUGAAGCCACGCUACUAAAUAAUGUCCGUGUGCGCUACAGUAAAGAUAAGAUUUAUACAUUUGUUGCCAACAUCCUGAUCGCUGUGAAUCCAUAUUUUGAGAUUCCCAAGCUGUAUUCUCCAGAGACAAUUAAACAGUAUCGGGGCCGCUCGCUGGGCACGCUGCCUCCUCACGUCUAUGCAAUUGCGGAUAAAGCUUAUCGUGACAUGAAGGUGCUGAAGAUGAGUCAGUCCAUCGUUGUGUCGGGAGAGUCAGGAGCUGGAAAAACCGAAAACACCAAGUUUGUUCUCAGGUACUUAACUACAUCUUAUGGCACAGGUCAAGACAUUGAUGAAAGAAUAGUUGAAGCAAACCCACUGCUCGAGGCGUUUGGCAAUGCCAAAACUGUCCGAAACAACAACAGCAGUCGCUUUGGGAAAUUUGUGGAGAUUCACUUUAAUGAAAAGAAUGCAGUAGUAGGUGGUUUCGUGUCCCAUUACCUGCUGGAGAAGUCCCGUAUCUGCACGCAGGGCCAGGAGGAGAGGAACUAUCACAUCUUCUACAGGCUGUGCGCUGGAGCUCCUGAAGACAUCAAGGAGAAGUUCCACCUCAGCUCUCCAGACUGCUUCAGGUAUUUAAGUCGAGGAUGCAAAAGGUACUUUUCUACCAAGGAUUCAGACAAGCUGAUACCUCAAAACCGCAAGAGUCCAGAGCAUCUGAAGGCGGGCCCUCUGAAAGACCCUCUGCUGGAUGAUCAUGCCGACUUUAACAGAAUGUGUGUGGCCAUGAAGAAGAUCGGUCUGGGUGACACAGAGAAGUUCAACAUGUUCAGGGUGGUGGCCGGGGUUUUGCACCUCGGAAACAUUGAUUUCGAAGAGGCUGGAAGCACCUCAGGUGGCUGUGUCUUGAAGAAGACGUGCGGUCAGUCGUUAGAGUUCUGUGCGGAGCUGUUGGGUCUGGAUGAGGAAGAUCUGAGGGUCAGUCUGACCACCAGAGUCAUGCACACAACCGCAGGGGGCGCUAAAGGCACAGCCAUCAAGGUUCCUCUGAAGGUGGAGCAGGCCAGCAGUGCUCGUGAUGCUCUGGCUAAAGCCAUCUACAGCCGUCUCUUUGAUCACGUGGUCACCAGGAUCAACCAGUGCUUCCCCUUCGACUCGUCCUCUCACUUCAUCGGUGUGCUGGACAUCGCUGGCUUUGAGUAUUUCGAGCACAACAGUUUUGAGCAGUUCUGCAUUAACUACUGUAAUGAGAAACUCCAGCAGUUCUUCAAUGAGCGCAUUCUCAAAGAGGAGCAGGAAUUGUAUCAGAGAGAAGGUCUUGGAGUCAAUGAGGUCCAUUACGUUGAUAAUCAGGACUGUAUAGACUUGGUGGAAGCGAAGUUAGUUGGCAUCUUGGAUAUCUUGGAUGAAGAGAACCGGCUACCUCAACCCAGCGACCAGCACUUCACUGACACCAUCCACAGCAAACACAAGGACCAUUUCCGCCUGACUGUUCCCAGGAAGUCCAAGCUGACAGUGCACAGGAACGUCAGAGACGACGAGGGCUUCAUCAUAAGACACUUUGCUGGAGCAGUAUGCUAUGAAACGACUCAGUUUGUGGAGAAGAAUAACGACGCUCUUCACACGUCCUUGGCGAGUCUGGUGAGCGAGUCGAAGGAUAAAUUCAUCGGAGAGCUCUUCGAGAACUCCAACCACUCCAAAGACACCAAGCAGAAGGCCGGCAAACUGAGCUUCAUCAGUGUAGGCAACAAAUUCAAGACACAGCUGAAUAUUCUUCUGGAAAAGCUGCACAGUACUGGUUCAAGUUUUGUCCGCUGUGUGAAGCCCAAUCUGAAGAUGGUCAGCCACCAGUUUGAAGGCGCUCAGAUUCUGUCUCAACUACAGUGCUCAGGGAUGGUGUCAGUACUGGAUCUGAUGCAGGGCGGCUUCCCCUCUCGAGCGCCGUUCCACGAGCUCUACAACAUGUACAAGCAGUACAUGCCCGCCAAACUGACACGGCUCGACCCGCGACUCUUCUGCAAGGCUUUGUUCAAAGCUCUCGGCCUGAAUGAAAAUGAUUAUAAAUUUGGUUUGACAAAAGUUUUCUUCAGACCUGGAAAGUUUGCGGAGUUCGAUCAGAUCAUGAAGUCCGAUCCAGAUCAUCUGGCUGAACUGGUGAAACGUGUCAAUAAAUGGCUCAUCUGCAGCCGCUGGAAGAAGGUGCAGUGGUGCGCCCUGUCUGUCAUUAAACUGAAAAACAAGAUGCUGUACCGAGCCAAAGCGUGCAUCCAGAUGCAGAAGACUGUUCGCAUGUGGCUGUGCAAGAGGAAGCACAAACCACGGAUCGAUGGGCUGGUGAAGGCAUGUAACCUGAAGAAGAGGAUAGAGAAGCUGAAUGAGGUGGUGUCUGGACUAAAGGAGGGAAAACAGGAGAUGAGCAAACACAUGCAGGAACUCGAUUCCUCGAUCAGCGCCCACAUAUUCAAGAUUAAGAACACUGUAAUGAGCCGCAUAGACAUCGACCAUGAGCACCAGGCUCUGGUCACUCGCUCGCAGGAGCUGCUCAGCGUCAUGCAGAAGAAGAAGCAGGAGGAGGAGGAGAUGGAGCGUCUGAGGAGAAUCCAAGAGGAAAUGGAAAGAGAGAGGAAGAGACGCGAGGAAGAGGAGCAGAAGCGUAAACAAGAGGAAGAGGAAAGACGCCUGAAAUCGGAGAUGGAGUUGAAGAGGAAACAUGAAGAGGAAGAGCGUAAGAAAAGAGAGGAGGAUGAGAGGAGACUGCAGGAGGAGAUGGAGCUGCAGCUGCAGGAGGAGAGGGAACAGGAGGCGGCCCGACAGACUGUGCUGGAACAAGAGCGGCGAGAUCGAGAGCUGGCCCUGCGGAUCGCCCAGAGCGAGGCUGAGCUCAUCCCAGAGGAGACGCCCGUGGAAGCCGGACUGCGCAGAGCUCCACAGGUGACUGCCACAAACACUCAAGCUGAUGUGAAGAAAUAUGAACUCAGCAAGUGGAAAUAUGCUGAAUUACGGGACGUCAUCAAUACAUCCUGUGGUAAGAAAGCUUUUGAUCCUUUUCAUUAAUGCAUAUGAAUAUGAAAUAUUUUUUUACUU
Messenger RNA from Sinocyclocheilus grahami, 3270 nucleotides. RefSeq names its product unconventional myosin-VI-like. Bases 4 to 3240 code for a protein of 1078 amino acids. Gene Ontology annotation, cellular component: plasma membrane; ruffle; cytoplasm. The record is from RefSeq and is a predicted model, not a curated record. Gene Ontology annotation, biological process: inner ear auditory receptor cell differentiation; actin filament-based movement; actin filament organization. The transcript has 28 exons. Gene Ontology annotation, molecular function: actin filament binding; ATP binding; microfilament motor activity. Lineage: Eukaryota; Metazoa; Chordata; Actinopteri; Cypriniformes; Cyprinidae.